Molecule: messenger RNA, 1048 nt
Organism: Racocetra fulgida
Lineage: Eukaryota; Fungi; Glomeromycota; Glomeromycetes; Diversisporales; Gigasporaceae
Source: the annotation of a GenBank genome assembly
AUGGGACAGAGUCUUUCCUCUUCAACAAACAACCAAGAUCAAGAUGGAGAUGUUAUAAUGGUUGACGAUUCAGAGACAAGCGUUGAGGAUGCUAAUGGUUCAGAAUACACAUAUAAUAGUCAAACUGGUCCCACAACGUCUUUACGACGGCCACGUCCACACUCCAACGUAGCCGUUUCCGAAGAUCGGACUCAACCUCCACAAUCUUCACAAAAUGGCUCACCUAGGGUUUUGCGUAUGACACCGGCUAGACGCAGGCGACAGCUUUCCAGCAUUUAUCCAUUUUUUCCUUCCGCAACAACUGCCAAUCAAACACAGGUUCCACUUAGCAGACCACUCACCCGUCUUCAACGGCUUCAUCAUAAUUCAGUAGAUGAUGUGUCAUUAGCACCUAGACAAACCGAUGCAAUAGCUCCCAACAUACUACGACGAAGUCGCACAAGAUCUUCUAGCUAUAACGGGCACGAUGCUGAUGUGAUGAAUGGGCUAGAUGCUAAUAAUUCCAAUAAUCGUUAUUCGUUGCCAACAGUAGAAACAGUGUUUGACGUGCGGCGUCCUCGUUCUAAUUCAGUGGACGUGAUCCUGAAUGGAAAUUUGGAUGAGGAUAUUAGAUCAAAUCUUCGUGUAUCUGAUCGCCCGCGUCGAUCUAGCACUAAUCGCGGAUCAUCGUCUCGUCCUUAUUCAUCGUAUACAACAUCAUUACCUAAUGCAUCUGAUACUAGCUCAAAUUCAUCCACCGCUGGUACUCAAACAGAUUCUUCGACAGCUUCUCCACAACGUUUGAGACGAAGGCUAACUCGAAUUUCUGCGCGAAGAUUAUUUAAUGUGGGGGGGCCUGAUUCUGAAAGCAAUAAUAAUUCUAAUAACAACAACGAGGAUAAUGAUGCAGAAAAUCAAGUUCUGGGCCGUUUAUUGUCUAUGGCAGCGGCUGCAACAGCGCGAUCGCUUGUUGAAAGCCAGGAAAAUGCGGUAAUUGAAGCCGAACGUGCUGCCAGUGAGGGUCAUGAUGGAAGUUUUGAAAGUUUCUUAGCUGCUUUACAGAGAAGAC